Messenger RNA from Xiphias gladius (swordfish), 2920 nucleotides. RefSeq names its product zinc-binding protein A33-like. The record is from RefSeq and is a predicted model, not a curated record. Gene Ontology annotation, molecular function: zinc ion binding. The transcript has 8 exons. Lineage: Eukaryota; Metazoa; Chordata; Actinopteri; Istiophoriformes; Xiphiidae. The coding region runs from base 203 to 1588 and encodes 461 amino acids.
AAGAGCACGGAAAUAAAUGAAGCACUCAAGAAGUAGUGACUAUAGGUCAGCACACGAGGCUGCUCUCGUUAAUGAACUUUUAAAAGAAAUUAAGGAAGACGAUUGGGUACCGAACCUGGGCGCUGGCUGAACAAACACGAGUGAAUCUGUGGAAACGAAACCAAGUCGCCUCCCGGAGACAAGCUCGGGAGAAAGCGACAGGAUGGCCGGUAACGUGUCGCAGUCCGAGGCGGAUUACACGUGCCCCGUGUGCUGUGAUAUAUUUAAGGAUCCAGUGCUCUUGUUGUGCGGCCACAGCUUCUGCAAGUACUGUCUUAAGGAGUGGUGGAGACAAAGUAGACUCCAGGCGUGCCCGGUCUGCAAGGAAAUAUUUCCGAUGGCUCAGCCUCCGCGUAAUCUGGCGCUAAGAAACCUGUCUGACACCUUGAGACGAGAGAGGGGUCAGAGAGCGACCUCAGGAUCUAAGGAGCUUUGCAGCCUGCACAGCGAGAGGCUCAAACUCUUCUGUCAGGAUGAUCAACAGCUCAUCUGCGUGAUUUGUAGGGAUGCACAGAAACACAAGAAACACAACUGCGUCCCCGUCGAUGAAGCAGCAGCAGACCUUAGGACCAAACUCAGGGUUGAGCUGAUGCAUUUAAAAAGCAAACUGGGAUCAUUUAAAGCACAAAAAGUCAACUGUGAUAAAAUGGCCAGACACAUCAAGCUCCAGGCUCAGCAGACGGAGAGGACAAUCGGAGAGGAGUUUCAGAAGCUUUACCGGUUCCUGAGAGCAGAGGAGGCUGCCAGGCUAGAUGCGGUGAGGAAGGAGGCGACACUCAAGAGUGAGGCGAUGAACAUCAGGAUCGUUAAUUUGGACGCGGAGAUCUCCUCGCUCGCAGACAAAAUCCAAACCAUAGACAAGGAGAUAAAAGCUGAGGACUACUCAUUCAUGCUGAAUGUCAAAUCCACUUUGGAGCGGUCAAAGUGCAAACUCUCAGAACCAGAGACUCCAGUGGGGGCCCUGAUCGAUGAGGCCAAACAUCAAGGGAAACUGCUUUUCGCAGUCUGGAUGAAGAUGAAGAGUAUAAUCAAAUACACCCCUGUAACCCUGGACCCAAAUACCAGUGGCCCACAACUGAUUCUGUCGGAGAAUUUGAGUCAUUUGUCAGAGAGUAAGAGGGCUCACCGGCUUCCUAACAACCCAGAGCGAGAAGGCCUCUUUACUGUUCUCUGCCACGAAAGCUUCAGCUCCGGGAAACACAGCUGGGAUGUGGAGGUGGAUGGUACUUGGGCCGCUGGUGUGGCUACUAGAACCAAGCACAAAACCUCUCCAAGGGUCUGGGGCAUUUACGCGUAUGGUUCCAACGAUUAUUUGUUUGAACUUACCACAGACAAAUCAUUAGAUUCCAUAUCAAGAGAUAUAUUACCCAAAAAGGUCAGAGUGCAGCUAGAUUACGACCAAGGGCUACUAUCAUUUUUUGACCUUGACAGAAAAGCACUUGUACACAUCAUCAAACACACUUUCAGAGAUCCAGUUUUUCCAUAUUUUAAUGCGACUGUAAAAAUCCUUCCAGUUGAUGUGUCAGUGAGGAUAAGACAACCCACAUAAACAUUCUGCAUUACUGCAGAGGCCAGACAACAAGAUGAAAUCCUGUCUCCUAGAAAUGACUGUUAUAUACAACUAAUUUGCAAUAACAAAUAUAUUUUAAAGGGAACAUAAUUUUGAUUAUUAUUUCUAUUGACAUAACAAGAAUCUGUUGUCAGUUAACAUAUUUGGCAAGUCACAAGUUUGACUGAACACAUCAGUCAAAUAUCCAACAUAUUUGUUUUCUGCCAAAAUAUCCAAUCUUGCAGUACAAUAUCCACUUGUAGUGACUACAGUAUUAUUAAACUUUGUUAUAGUUAUGUUUAGGCACUCACAGCACUUAGGACAGGUUAGGGAAAGAUUGUGGUCUGGUUUAAUAUAGGAAAAGUUCACAGUGACUUCAGACACCACAUGUUUAUUUACAUUUCAACUUUUGUUGCCUAACCACAGAAAUGACUAUGAAUAUGAACUCCGAUCUGUGAUGCCACAGUCUUGAGCUUUGUACACCUACCAUCCAACCCAACCUCUUCCUGGCAACUCUGGGACUAUUCAUCGAUUCAGUGCUCCAUUCAAAAAAUGUUGCCUCUGAACAUAAUCCACGCAGCAAUUACAUUUAUCGCCACAACGUAAUUGGGAUAACAAUUUUGUAAUAAAUAUAAACCUAAUUUUGAAGAGACAGGAUUGCAAGAUGAAUCCUUGAUAUGGCCUUAUUUUGGGACCUCCAGCGUUGUUUAUGUGUUAACUCAGAUAACCACUCUUUACGACCGUGCUGAGCAGAGAAGCAUCUCAGAGUGAACAGCCUGUUGAACCUUGAAGCGGAUGGGCCCCAACAGCAGAAGACCAUGUCGGUUUCCCCUCCUUAAGCCGAGAACAGAAAUCUGAGGCUGCAAUGGGCACAGGCUCACCGGAACUGGACUGUUGAAGACUGGAAAAACGUAGCCCGGUCUGAUGGAUCUCGAUUUCUGAUGAGUGUACGCAGAUGGAAGGGUCAGAAUUAGGCACACCGUGAAGGACCCAACCUGCCUUGAGUCAACAGCCCAGGCUGGUGGUGGUGGUGUGAUGGUGUGGGCGAUGUUAUCUUGGAACAUUUUGGGGCCCUUAAUACAAAUUAGUCAUGUUUUACAUGCCAGAACCUGUCUGAGUAUUGUUGCUGACCACGUGCAUCCCUAUAUGGCCACAAUUUACCCAUUUGCUAAUGGCUACUUCCAGCAUGAUAACGCACCAUGUCCCUUGCAUUAUCUUGUGACAAACCUUGCCACAAAAGGUCGUCUCAAACUGGUUUCAUUAACAUGACAAUGAGUUCAGUGUACUUCACUGGCCUCCCCAGUGACCAGAUCUGAAUCCAAAAGAACACCU